UCUUGACUUUCGUCUGAUAUGUUAACACGCAACACCUCCCACCUGCUGUCGACCUCAAUUAGCGAUGCUUCGCUGAGCUCUGUCGCAUCGCUUGAAGCAGCUAAAGACACUGCGCUGUUGACAACCGCUCCUUUCUCUCGCACACCUGCCCACGCAACGCCGACCCACGCUCCGCCUCGAAGCAGACAGGCUGCCUUCCAGAGCGCAUGCCCGUACUCAGCGUGUUACGUCGAUGCGUAGGGUGAUAUAAAAGCAAGAGGCUGCUAGGCAUCAUUCACGGUGGACCCAUGAUGGGUGAUUCAUCGCCAUCGCGAAAACCUCGCGAUAGGACCACAAAAGAACGAAGAAGUGCCGGGCUGCCUUGCCCAAGCUACGGGUUCGCGCCUGAGUCCGCUCCAUAGCAUACCCACAGCUCAGGCGGUGAUGCAAAGGGCACUGUGAGCGCCAAGUGAAACCAACAAAGGAGUGAGUAAUGAGUCUGUUGUUGACAUUUGAUGCCGAAGCGGCGAACAUCGAUUGAUGGCGAUGGGAUUGGUGAAGGAUGGCAGAUCAGCGAUUGCGGCUGAGCACAUAGAGAGGCUUGCAGCACAAAGGACCGAGCAUGCAGGCGCGGCACAGGAUGGCCGUGCGUGAUGCUCGCACGCGCCGGCAGGAGCAUUUCUUCUGAACAGCACCAACCAACCUGCAACGCGUGCGCGACCUUUCUUCAUGAAGCGGCCGAGCUAUGAUUUGCCUUGGCUUUACCAACACAUACCUUAGACUUUCGUGCUCACCAAACCCUCAUCCUCCUCGCGCCCGCCAUCAUUAUCCUGCCCGUCUCUUAGCUUCGUCUGGUGAUCAAGGGCCUCACGCGUACAGCACUCUUCAUCCUGCCUCUGGCUAGGCCAU
Molecule: messenger RNA, 888 nt
Organism: Ceraceosorus bombacis
Lineage: Eukaryota; Fungi; Basidiomycota; Exobasidiomycetes; Ceraceosorales; Ceraceosoraceae
Source: the annotation of a GenBank genome assembly